AUGGAUCUGCCAUCUUCACCUUCCUCCAUCAUCACCAUCCCACCUAGUUAUCAUGAAACUGCUCAAAGGUUGGGGAAAAUGAUUGCGGAGGCUAUGACUUGCCGCUUUGCCCUGCUGCACUACGACAGUUCGUCAAAAUCGAUGGUUGAAUGGUGUUGGCCUGCCGAUAGCGAGGGACAGAAGAUUCCACCAUCUGACUUAGAGGAUUAUUGUGCCGAAUACAACUUCAAAUAUCCGUGCUGCCUAUGCGCUGACAGCGGUAGAAAAGGAGGGUACAUAGAGACAGCAGUAUAUUCAUGGUGGAAUGAAACCACAAAGAAGACUUACUGGAUUGCAAGAUGUGCUUCUGAUACAUGCGGAUACCAAGUGAAGAUAGAUGGGUUCUUCCAACUAACUCCUUCAAUCGCCUUCCAGUACCCACGAAGAGAUACUGCUCAAACACUGCAAAAGAUGUAUGCGAGUAGGAGCAAGGCCAGUAAUGAAACACCACAUCAGAGUCUGUUCAGGUUCUUCAGGAGGGGUGCAAAAGCGACGGGAAGACUUGUCAUCGCUGGAUCAUGA
This is a messenger RNA of Suillus fuscotomentosus, 561 nucleotides long. RefSeq lists its product as uncharacterized. The record is from RefSeq and is a predicted model, not a curated record. NCBI's taxonomy places the organism in Eukaryota, Fungi, Basidiomycota, Agaricomycetes, Boletales, Suillaceae. Bases 1 to 561 code for a protein of 186 amino acids. The transcript has 4 exons.